Messenger RNA from Saccharomyces mikatae IFO 1815, 2181 nucleotides. It is a transcript of the gene AIM44, whose product is annotated as Aim44p. The transcript has a single exon. The record is from RefSeq and is a predicted model, not a curated record. The coding region runs from base 1 to 2181 and encodes 726 amino acids. Lineage: Eukaryota; Fungi; Ascomycota; Saccharomycetes; Saccharomycetales; Saccharomycetaceae.
AUGAUUAUCAGAGCCCCAAUUAGAACAAAAACCAAGUCGUUUAGAGGUGAUCAAAUGGAUUUCAAAUUUCCAUCUAACGAAAGCCUACCAAGGGGAACAUUAGAAGAAUAUCAUAUGAAUAAUCAUCAUCUUUUGAAUGAUGUGUUUGCUGCAGAAAAUGGGGCUACGCGCGAUGAAGAUGCAAAUUCCCAGAUACUAUCUGAUUAUACGUCUGCGUCCAAUACAAAUACAAAUUCUGGUUACUCAUCGAAUGGAUACUACUCAUUUGCUAAUAUUUCCGAUAACACUACAUCCUCCCCACGCAUAAUAGCCAACCAGAAUGAAGUUAUUAAUAGAUUAACAACCUCGGACUCAAAUAAAAGUGACUAUAUCGCUUCACAUGAUUCUCAAGGUAACGAUUCUCUACAUUAUAGCAGUUCAAGUGUAGUAAGAAAUCAGCUACAUUCAAUGGAAGUUAUUCCGGAGGGAAACGUGGCCGGCUCAAUAUCAACAGCUUCCCAGACCAUUCCAACGGCAGAUAACGCUUCCUACAAUAUAUCUUCAUCUUCUGCAUCAACAAUAUCACUUAAGAAAUCGACAUCUAAAAGAGAUAUUCCACUGUCGAUGCAAGAAACUAAAUCCAAAGGAAAAUCGAAGUCAGAAAAACAUACAAAGGCUACUGGAAAAAAGAGUGGCCCAGUACCGAAGCCUAAAAAGAGAUUAAACAGGAUACCUACAAUAAAAAGAGUCGAGUCCUCGGAAUCUUCCAAUUAUAGGUACAGUUCAGGUGGUAGCAGUAAAUCAAUUAGUCCCCAUUGUUGCUUAAAAAGAUCAAAGGCCAUUAGAUGCAAAGGCGGACUCUUGUACUAUUUCACCUCAUUAGGAAUUAGAAUAAAGAAAAAGUUAUUCAAACUACGAUUAGUAAUAAGAAGAAAACUGUUCUCAUAUAAUGAUCAAAAAGUAAAUUCCACUCUAAAAUCCAAAAAUUCCAGAUUCAAACCAAAGAUUACCAAAAAUCCGAAGAAAGGAGAGCCGGGUUCAGUAACCGGUAAUAGCUGCUCUACUCCACGCCAGAAAAGGACACAGAGAUAUGUUUCCAAUUUACAAAGAUCAAUAUCAUCAAAGUCUCUAGUACCUGUACUGGCUCCACAAAAUAAGUCUGACUCUUUGACAAUCAAUACGAAAUUCGGAGCAAAGGUUCCCGAAUCUGAUAAUCCCACAAUAGUAACAAAGACGCCAAAGGGCCCUCUGGUAAGGUAUACGCCAUCAUUACGAAGAACAAAUUCUUCCAUCAGAAGAGCUGCUUCUAUUUUAACCUCAUCAGCUGCGAUGACACCGGUAAAUAACAGAAAUUCUUUCAUUUCUGUAUCCGAUAGUAUCAAUCAUACAGUGACUCGCAACAGCAGUGCCUACUCGAGGUCGAAAUUGGUAAGGUCACAACCCUCAACGACUUUAAAUGCUAUUGCCAGACAACCAUCGAUUGUGGUAGAAAACAAAGUUAUUCCGUUAUCAAUGAAUCGAUAUUCUAUCAAGGAGGAAGAUGAAUAUGUGAUCGACACUAGUUCUAUGAGAGGAUUAUCCCCCGUUAACAGUGUUUCCUCAUCAGAUUAUCAUAGAGAGUCAUCAGAUAGCCACUCUAGUUAUGCGGAUGCAAUGGAAACAGUAGAAGAAAACAGCGAGGGAAUAUUGAAAACCGACAAUAAUGUCCAAACUUCGGAUCUAAAACAUGAGGGCAUCUCUAACGAAGAGAGUUAUACUUUGAUGAAGCACUAUUUGAGCACAAUUAUUGCUCAAAGAAUUAUGCUCAGGGUGCAAAUCGCUCGUCUACAGGAGCCUAAGAAUAGUGCUGUUUAUAUGAAUAAAUCUGCAGAAACAAACUCCACUAUUUAUGGUGAUCUUGUUGAUUCACUCUUAACUGAAUAUGAGACAGAUGGCUGCUCAUCUCAAACCUUUGAUGGCACUUUAGUGAAGAUUGAGGGGGAUGGAGAAGGAGAAGAAGACAAAGAAAAAGAAGAAAGAAGUUUGGUAGAAGAGGCAGAUGAGUUACCGGAGUUAAGCCCAAUGAGAAAACAAAGGGAUUUAAGUAUUACCUUAAGGUCUCCAUUUGCUAUGCUAAACUCGGCUUACUCUAGCAGCAUUUUAUCGCUACCUACAGGAACAGUCAAGAGGUCAUUAACUCUUCCUGUUGGCAUGAAAAUAUAA